AUGUUGGCGCUUCAUACCGCCCUCUACGUCCUCCUGGGCACUGCCCUAGUCUUUGCUAUCGUCGAACUGGGUCUAUCCGCCUAUGUCGUCUCGGGAUACUCCGGUAAUGCCGAAGAAUGGAGCUGCGACGCCUUCACAUGUGGCUAUCACACUGUCAAGGUUUCCACGCCAGGGAUUCUGGCUUUCCUGGUCUUCGUGUCUCUCUGGACGAUGAUCGUCUCGGUCGCCGCCGCCGUCUUGCCCUGGUUCUAUGCGCGCAAGGGAAAUGUCACCUCUAAGUUGAAUAUGACUCUGGGAAUUUCUACUAUCGUCGUUUACUUUAUCACCUCCGUCUUUUGGUUGGCUUGCUUCGCCGAUAUCGUGACCAUCUUUGGCGCCGGUAAUGUCUAUAAUGAUUACCUGAAUGCGGUUGUUGCCUUUGCCGUCCUUCUUUGGCUCAUUUUCGUCGCCCUCGUCAUUCUUACGAUCCUCACUGCCGUCGGCGUCCUCGUCUCCAGCUGGCCCGGCCACCAGAAUAUGCGCCAGAACCGUACUUCGGGGACUGCCCCGGUUCAUGAUGUACCCAUGAGUACUGCUCCCCCUGCUCCUCUCCCCGGUGCUGUCCCCUCUGAGCUAUCUGCGCGCGAUGCUGAGGCUUUGCAUGAUCAGGCACACAGCCAAUCCCAUAGUAUCUCUUCGCCAUCGGCCGUAAACAGUGCGGAGCUCGACGGGGGCAACGGGCAUAAAUACUAG
Messenger RNA from Penicillium cosmopolitanum, 732 nucleotides. RefSeq names its product MARVEL domain-containing protein. NCBI's taxonomy places the organism in Eukaryota, Fungi, Ascomycota, Eurotiomycetes, Eurotiales, Aspergillaceae. Gene Ontology annotation, cellular component: membrane. Bases 1 to 732 code for a protein of 243 amino acids. The record is from RefSeq and is a predicted model, not a curated record. The transcript is spliced from 2 exons.